Molecule: messenger RNA, 3144 nt
Organism: Mangifera indica (mango)
Lineage: Eukaryota; Viridiplantae; Streptophyta; Magnoliopsida; Sapindales; Anacardiaceae
Exons: 6
Coding region: 821-2920 (699 amino acids)
Source: RefSeq, a predicted model, not a curated record
UUCGCUUCUUCUCAAAACGCAAUCGCUGUUUCCACCGCCAUCGAAUUCGCCGGCAUUUCAUUCCUCUACAUAUUCAGCCAAAAAAUUAUAAUCUAUCUCUGCAGCCUCACAACUCACACGUUCUCUCUGUUGACGUCUUCUUUUUCUUAAAUUACUGCAACUCCUAUGCCCUGCUUCUUGGUUAAUAUACUCAGCAAUUCCUGGACGAGGAUUUCUUUGUUUGCAUUUGGAAUGAGGAAAUCCUUUUAAUCUUUCUGAUUGUAGAAUCAGUAACUUUUACCUGAUUUUUCAAGUGGAUGAGAUGGGUGGAAGGGUCUUCAUUAUAUAUAUCAAAAUUUUGAUAACCAAUUAAGAUUAAUCGAUGUUGGAAACUAAUUAGCCAAAGCUGAGGUUGGGCAUAGAAAGAUAUCUGUCCUCGUGGUUCUCAAGAGUGCUUAUUUUGUCUGCUGUUAGAUUCUAGUGUUGCAUUUGUUGGUCAGGUUUUAUAAUCUACGGGUUGGGGUUUCAAAUUGGCUUGGUAGUUAACUGUUCGAUAGAAUUUUCUUCUCUUAAAGUGUUGGAAGCUUGAAGAAUGUAAUUUUAUUGCUUUAGUUAAUUUGAAUUUUGUUCUUUCUAGGGUUUGAGUAGUGGCAAAAAGAUAGGGGUGGUAGGUAACUUUCUCCCAUUAAACAAUACAGUGCAAAGAAAACGAACCAUUUUGGAGAAAACUGGCAAUUGAAAUCUGGAAAUUUCCACCAAUAAUUCUUUAAAAGAAAACGAGAACCGCCGACAACAAAAAUCAAGACCUGGGCUUUGUUCUUCCUCUAAAGCUCUAGUGCAAAUGGCUCCCAAACGACUGAAGAAGAAGAAGAAUUUCACCGAAUCGACAUCUUCUACUGCAAACCUAAUCUCUGUAAUUAAUUCUCCACAGGGACUAAAGCUUCCAAUCUUGAAGAGAUUAUAUUACCUACUGAUAAAUUCGUCUUCGUUUGAAGCCGAGUUAAAUAACAAUGACAUAUGUAGCCUUGCUGAUGUUCUGUUUAACGAAGUUGAUGGUAGAUUUAAAGAGUUUCUCUGUGGACAAGCAUUGGCAUCACUUCAAGAAUUGGCCUUGCUUUUGAGAUGUUGUAUGGUUUUCCUGAACUUGCUGGUGUCUAGCCAAAGUCUUUUAAUUGAAAAAGGCCGGCUUCUUCUUUCCAUUCUUCGCACUUUGAUUUCUGUAGAAUUAAAUGAAAAAACUGGGAAAAAUUCAAUCACACAUGUUGAUUCCACAUGUGUGUUGCUGCAGGUAUUUGCGGAUGAGCUACUAAUGCAUAAGUCAUUGAGGGAGUAUUUUAUGCUAAUUGAUUCUCUGUCUUCAACAAGUGAAACGCUAUUCAUGUGCCAUUUUGGUCAUGGUGAUAUUGGAACUGUGAUGGAGGUGAUUGCUGCACAUUUUAUUCUGUUGACUUCUGGUGACAAAUCUUUUGAAUGUUUUGUCAACGGUUUAUUUUGGCAGCCUGGCAAAGAUUUUAGGACUCCUGAGAUGAGCCUGAUGGUAUCCUUAUCAUUGCUUCUUAACCCUAUCAUGCAUUCUGCACCAAAAAUGUUUCAGGCAUAUUUGAUUUUAUUGCUCUCUGAAGCAGUUGGGGUUAGCAUUCGUUCUGAGUAUUUGAGUUUAGAUCUUGGAAUCAUGGAUUGCUACCUGACAGCACUGGAGAGAUCCAUUAUCUUGUACAAAAGCCACUUUUCGAAUUUGCAUAUGGAUGACCCUUCUGUAGGUAGUAACAGUUCAAGUGUCAAGUCGUGUAUAUUUGGAAGCAGUCAACUGGCUUUUGAAUCCUAUCUUCAGCCAGCUACGAAAGACAAAAUUGAUCGUGUAGUUACAAAGCUUAAUGAAUCUUUGCAUUGUUAUGCAACUGAUAAAGCUUGUAGAAGAAAAUCUGACCUGGUGGAUGCCUCUAUUGCAUAUAUAAAGCAGAGCCUACAUGUUUUUGAUGGAUCAUACAAAGAUAAAAUCAUGUCAAUAUUAAUUUCCAUUGUACAGAGAUGCAAUUUCGAUAAUAUGCAUGAUACUUUGUGGUGUAUUGAGGUCAAAAGUCCCCAAGAUAUAUGUCUUCUGGCUUCUUUAUUGAAGUUAAUGAGUAGUUCUAUGUUGCAAGCAAUUUGGUGCUUGAGGCACAGCAGCAAUUCAGGUUGUCUGAAAACUUUGCAGGAUGUUCUGUUAUGCAAGGAAUAUGAAUUUAUAAGGCAUCUUGUUGGUUGUUUUCGGCAAUUCAAUAACUGUCUACCAAUUCAGAAGUUUGUGUUUGAUGUAAUGAAAACUCACUCAAUGAGACAUAAAGAAUCCAAGUGGAUGUUUCUGCAUUUUUCGGGCUUGCUCUCAUUAAGUUAUGUUGUUGGACUCGAUUUUUUAGUUAAGGACUGCUUAUUUAUAAUGAUGUCAUUGUUGGAUCUAUUUGUUUUUGAAGAGGGUGACUUAGAUGCUCUGUCACCACUGUUUGCUUCUGGAUUGGAAACCAUUUCAUCUAGAUCUUCUGAUAAAGCGGGAGAGGCUUUGCUGGAGCAGAAGUCAAGCAAAACAAUUGCAUCAAAAUUUCAAAAGAUGCAGACAACAUUCUUGAGCAAGAGAUCUCACACAAAUAUCAAUCAAAGAAACAGAGACAAAUCUAGGGAAAUUACAGAAAAUGCCUUUCUCAGGAAUGUGAUUGAAUCUAAUCUAGCUAUAGAAGAGGAAACAGUUGAAGCCUGCAAUGGUGAGGCUUUUCUGAAGUGUCUGCUUGAAGAUUCUCAAAGAUUGUCUGACUUAGAUGAUUUAGUCGACUUUAUUGAGUGCAAGCGAGGGAAGGAUUAUAAUGUUUGGUUGAAGGAUCGACAAAGAUUUCGAAAGUGGAAAUCCGAGAGAAAUGCAGUUUAUAAGCGCCAGAAAUGGAUAAAGAUCCGGAAAUGUAGAAGGAAAUGAAACAGAGAUUGUUUGUAUGCAAUGUUAUAAAGAAAGAAUGUUGUUAUAUUGCUUUAGGUAAUUUGAAUUUUGUUCUUUCUAGGGUUUGAUUAGUGGAGAAAUUGAUUGUACCCUAAAAAAAUUAGAGAGAUUUGAAAAUUUUAACUCUACAGAGUUUUUUUAAACUGUUUUUAAUUCUCAUUCUGGAUUCAAAGCAAAAUAUUCUAAAACCCUGUCUUUCGUUA